Molecule: messenger RNA, 939 nt
Organism: Beta vulgaris subsp. vulgaris (sugar beet)
Lineage: Eukaryota; Viridiplantae; Streptophyta; Magnoliopsida; Caryophyllales; Amaranthaceae
Exons: 1
Coding region: 1-939 (312 amino acids)
Source: RefSeq, a predicted model, not a curated record
AUGUCUAAUAAGGAGUUAGAGAAGGAAGAAGAAGUUGAGGUUGUUGAGAAAGAAUAUGAAGUUGAGGAAGGUGAUGAAGAAGAGAAUAUGGAAAGAGAUCAGCCACAAGUCCAAGUUAGUGAUAAAGCUCCGUUUCCAUCAUCUCCACCAACCUAUGUACCUCUGGUUCCCUAUCCUCGAUGGUUAGGGGAAAAAAAAUUGAGUGACAAGUUCACUACAUUCCUCAAUGUGAUGAAGAGCCUUCAAAUCAACAUUCUAUUCCUUAAGGCUAUGUCUCAAAUGGCGGCCUAUGCUAAAUUUUUGAAGGAGAUCCUCUCUUACAAAUGGAAGCUUAAAGAUGAGCUUAUCACUUUUCCCUACCAAGUGAGUGCUCUUAAGCAACGUGCUAUGCCUAAGAAUCAAAGAGACCCUGGGAGUUUUACCUUGCCGGUGAAGAUAGGUGAUCUAGAGCCUAAGGGUGCAUUGGCCGACUUAGGAGCGAGUGUAAGUUUGAUGCCACUGUCUAUUGCUAAACACCUUAACUUUCCUCUUAAUCCGAUGUGGAAAAUGAUUCAAUUGGCGGACCACACUUUGAGAGUCCCCCAUGGUGAGUGGGAGGAUGUCCCAAUCCAAGUUGGGCAUGCGUUUGUGCCCUGUGAUUUUGUGGUGAUGGAUAUGGAGGAAGAUUCGAAGACUCCUCUUAUUCUUGGAAGAGAGGCUCUAAAGACAUUGGGUGUCGUGAUAAACUGCAGAAAUGAUACGAUCACGGUUAAGGUAGCCAAUGAGCGGGUUGUAUUUGAGUUCUCUAAGACUUUGAAGAGGCCUAUGAUUGAGAGAAUUUGCCGGGUCAGUCUAGUGGAGAAUGAGAUAGAGGAUGUUGCAUUGCGAGUGUGGUUCACACUGGGGAUGAGUUGUAUGCUUCUCUUACGGAAGCCCCGAGUUUGGACAUGGAAGAGGUGA